This is a messenger RNA of Manacus vitellinus (golden-collared manakin), 1358 nucleotides long. Its product is annotated as formin-like protein 1. Lineage: Eukaryota; Metazoa; Chordata; Aves; Passeriformes; Pipridae. The record is from RefSeq and is a predicted model, not a curated record. Gene Ontology annotation, cellular component: cytosol. The transcript has 12 exons. The coding region runs from base 18 to 1358 and encodes 446 amino acids. Gene Ontology annotation, molecular function: small GTPase binding; actin filament binding. Gene Ontology annotation, biological process: cell migration; regulation of cell shape; cortical actin cytoskeleton organization.
UCACCCCACAGAAUUCCAUGAACCUGCCCCCAGACAAGAUGAAACUGCUCAACCAGUACGACAACGAGAAGAAGUGGGAGCUGAUCUGUGACCAGGAGCGUUUCCAGGUGAAAAACCCUCCGUCCGCCUACAUCCAGAAGCUGAAGAGCUACUUGGACACGGGUGGUGUCAGCAGGAAGUUCAAGAGGCGAGUGCAGGAGUCCACGCAGGUGCUCAGGGAGCUGGAGAUUUCCUUGAGGACCAACUACAUUGGUUGCCUGGUCCGAGGUGGCCACGACAUCAUCCUGGCUGCCUUCGACAACUUCAAGGAGGUGUGCGGGGAGAAGAACCGCUUUGAGAAGCUGAUGGAGUAUUUCCGAAACGAGGACACCAACAUCGACUUCAUGGUGGCCUGCAUGCAGUUCAUCAACAUCGUGGUGCACUCGGUGGAGAACAUGAACUUCCGCGUGUUCCUGCAGUACGAGUUCACCCACCUGGGGCUGGACCAGUACCUGGAGAGCCUGCGCCUCACCGAGAGCGACAAGCUGCAGGUGCAGAUCCAAGCCUACCUGGACAACGUCUUCGAUGUGGGGGCCAUGCUGGAGGACUCGGAGACCAAGACGGCGGUGCUGGAGCACAUGGAGGAGCUGCAGGAGCUCGGAUGCAGACCCAGCCACAGUAAUGAAGGGCCAGCAGAGCCUGCCCUGGGCAGGGUGAAGGGCUGGUUGAGGAGGGUCGGGGCUGACCCAGCUCUCCCCCAGCUCCUGGAGAUGAAGUCCACGGACCGCAAGCAGACGCUGCUGCACUACCUGGUGCGGGUGAUCACGGAGAAGUACCCGGAGCUCACGGGCUUCCACACCGAGCUGCACUUCCUCGACAAGGCGGGCACAGUGUCCCUGGACGGGGUCCUGCAGGACGUGCGGAGCCUCCAGCAGGGCAUGGAGCUGACCCGCAGGGAGUUCCUGCGCCAGGACGACAGCCCCGUGCUCAAGGACUUCCUCAAGGUCAACUCAGAGGUGAUGGAGAAGCUGCAGGCUGACAGCAAAACUGCCAAGGAGGCCUAUGAGUCGGCUGUGGAGUAUUUUGGGGAGAACCCCAAGACCAGUCCCCCCACCACCUUCUUCCCCAUGUUCAUGCGCUUCAUCAGAGCCUACAAGAAAGCAGAGCAGGACAUUGAGCUGUGGAAGAAACAAGAGGCCGCGGCCAAGGAGGCAGAAAACAGCCCCACCGAGCAGCAGCCGGAGCUGCCCAUCCAGAAGGCCAAGCGGCAGCAGAUGGACAUGAUCGCUGAGCUCAAGAAGAAGCAGAUGGUGAAGGAGCCUCUCAUCUACGAAGGCAAAGAUGGGGCCAUUGAGGACAUCAUUUCAGGUGAGAGAUGA